Molecule: messenger RNA, 3368 nt
Organism: Platichthys flesus (European flounder)
Lineage: Eukaryota; Metazoa; Chordata; Actinopteri; Pleuronectiformes; Pleuronectidae
Gene: atxn7l3a
Product: ataxin 7 like 3a
Exons: 14
Coding region: 357-1436 (359 amino acids)
Biological process (GO): regulation of transcription by RNA polymerase II; positive regulation of DNA-templated transcription
Cellular component (GO): DUBm complex; SAGA complex
Molecular function (GO): transcription coactivator activity
Source: RefSeq, a predicted model, not a curated record
UUCCGCUCCGGUUGCCUCAUCUAUGCCUCAUCCUCUCUCUCUUCCUCCUCCUCUUCCUUCUCCUCCUCCUCUUCGUCAGGCGGCUUUUUAACGUCAUUUUUAACCGUCACAUGCGACAACAGCCUGAGCAUCUCGCUUACAUUUCAAUUUGGCCGGGAACAUGAAGAUGGCUGCAGCUAAACAGCAGCUUCUCGUUGGCGUGUUUUGAGUGACUCGGUCCUGUUGUCUUCCUCAGAGAAACUGCCUGCUUCAGGCUGAGUUUUCAGGAAUGAAGACAGAUCCACAAACAUUGAUAAAUAAUUUUAAAGCCAGCAUCUCAUUACCUUGCUAUCAAGAUUUCCAACACAGAUUUUCAAAUGAAAAUGGAGGAUAUGCCCCUGUCAGGCCCAGACAACACCAAGCUGGAGGCCUUGGUCCAUGAGAUCUACUCUGAGCUGGUGGAAGAUGCCUGUUUGGGCCUGUGUUUUGAAGUCCAUCGGGCUGUGAAACAGGGACAUUUCUUCUUGGAUGAAACGGACCAAGAGAGCAUGAAGGAGUUUGAAAUUGUGGACCAACCAGGAGUGGACAUCUUUGGGCAGGUUUACAACCAGUGGAAGAACAAAGAGUGCGAGUGUCCAAACUGCAAAAGACUGAUAGCAGCUUCUCGCUUCGCUCCACACUUGGAGAAAUGCCUCGGCAUGGGACGCAACAGCAGUCGAAUCGCCAGCCGCAGGCUAGCCACUAAUAAUAAUAUGAACAAAUCAGAGAGUGACCAGGAAGACAAUGAUGACCUUAAUGAUAACGAUUGGUCGUAUGGGGCAGAAAAAAAAGCAAAGAAGAGAAAGGCAGAUAAGAAUCAAAAUUCCCCCAGAAGAUCCAAAUCCCUAAAACACAAAAAUGGUGAUCUCGGGAGCAGCAUCACCUCAGAGCCCUACAAGUAUAACUACAACACUGGCAUCAGUUAUGAAACAUUAGGGCCUGAUGAAGUCAGAUCCCUCUUAACAACACAAUGUGGGGUGAUCUCCGAGCACACCAAGAAGAUGUGUACCAGGUCUCAGCGAUGUCCCCAGCACACGGACGAACAGAGGAGGGCCGUCAGGUUGUUCCUCCUGGGGCCGUCCGCGUCGUCGCUGCCCGAUGCAGAUGCAGUGACGGAGAGCGACAACUUUGAGCUUCCAGACGGACAGACCCUGAUGAGCCGCCUGCAGUGGGAAGACUCUCCUGAUAUCUCACCCACAGACUCUGCCUCCUCCAAAGCCAGCACCAACCAUUCAGACUCGAGGAAGCCGAAGAAGAAGAGGACGUCUCUCGGUUUGAACAGCGGAGGAGGAAGUCUGACUGGAGGCUGCAGCAGCAGCAGCGGCAGCUCUCAGAAUAAUAUCAACUUGUCGACCAAAAAGAAGAGGCCCAAACUCUCAGCACCUUCUAUCUCAAGUAUCUAUGAUGAUUUAAACUAGCAACAGCCUGUUUGUCAGGCCAGUCCCUCCCUUCACUCAGGAUGGGAUUCAACAUGACUUAGCAGUAGCCUUAACACAAGGCUUCUCCAUUUUACUGAAGAUUCAUUCUGUUUUAAGAACACAGUGCUGUUGAAAGCUGAGUCAGUCACUUGGUGUCAGACUCCAGUCCGAGUGUCUGUGGGUGAUAAACAGGGAAAUUCUACAAAACAUACAUUCUGCUUUUUCAGGAACUUGAACAGUUCUGUAACCACAGACACCUGCUGUUACCCGAAGGUGGAAAUCAGGACGACUUGACAAUAGGCCCUUUCACCAACACACAGUACUGAAUGAGUCCCAGGACUUAAUUAUUAAAGAAAAUUAUCAAUAAGCUCAGACGUAAUUGGUUCUAUUGUCCGUACUUAGAAAUUAGAUAAACAGAUUUCCUAUUUCUUAUUCCAACAUAAGUCAUCCUGCACUUUUAUCUCAUUAACUCGACUUCUGAUGCAACAUUGAUCUAUGUGAGCGGAGGGGGCUGCUUUCCCACUCACCUGCACACACAGAAACAUGUCAUCUACACAGAGGCGCUGCUCUUAGGUGCAAAUUAUAAUGCCGGAUGGAAAUAAAUAUUCAGACGUGUGGCUUCAUUUAAAUUGAUGCUAACGAUACUUGUUGCCACAAGUGGAACAAAUCAUUUGGCUUUGAGGACAGAAACAUGAGAAAUGCGUCCAAACACCAAAAGUGUUUUAGAUGGCUCAUAAUUCCUCUGCCUCUCUAUGUUGGCCUGUGUAGAUCAUGAGUUAACUAAAUGAUAGGUGAUGGUUGCUAAGGGUGCUUCUCGAAAUUCAACCUGAACUGGUUUUAUCGUUUCAGUUUCAGAUCAGUGCAGAUAAAGAGAAGGUCAGGGGAGUUUGGAAAGUAUUGGUCAAAUUGAUAAAUUAAUUGGUUAUUUAGUUUGAAAUAAUGAAACACAAACAAAUGUUUUAACCAAAGGAGGGGAACGGGGCGGCAAAAGAGAGAACUAUAGAUCGCAGUGUCAGAAACUAGUUCCCUGAGAAGUCAAAACAAAAACCUAAGUACCUUCUCUACUACAAACAACACAUUCAGAACAGCAACCUUGUUUCUAACAGAAAAUUCGAAAAGAAUAAGCUGUGAGCUUCCACACAUCGUGUUUUACAUCUCAGAGAAACUUGAAUAUGUGAGGUAGCGGCGCCAGCUACCAUAACAAUAUUUGACUUAGAAGUAAAGUGCCUCAUCACUGACAGCGUUUACUGAUGCACUUAUAUGAUCGACAGCCUCUGUUGACAGCAGUAAGAAAAGAGAGCGCAGACUUAAGAUGCCCACCUACUUAUUUACCUUUUUAACUAAAAACUAUUUAAAAAAAAAACAUGUUUAACGUCAAUAACGUCCAAACAAUUGAAGUCUUAACUGUGGCAUUCUGAAACCUUCAGAUUCUCUUCGGUGACGACCUACUGACGUGUCCUUUUGCUUUUAAUUCAACACUUGACAUACGGGAGUACUCCUUGGUGGCUUUGUGAUUCUAGCAUUGUAUUGCACAGUUUGUGUGAGUGUGUGUGUGUGUGCACCUCUUUAUGCUGAAUCUAAUUCAGUGAGAAUGUCACCUUUUAGUGUGUGUGUGGUUAGAGGCUGCGUGUGAGUGUAAUCAUUUAUAUUUUCACAAAACUAUGCAUCCUAGAAUGUGACAUUUUUUGUGAAAGUGUGUGCCAUUUUAAAAAAAAAAAAAAAAAAAAAAAAAUGCUUUUCUGUUUACAUCUUUAAUUUAUUUAAGUUUUCCUUUAUCACUGCCUAUUAAGUGAUGUGUAUAUUAUUUGUGUGUAAAAGCAGAUUGUGAUAUUUGACGUGCCUUUAGGCUUUUAGGGCACAUGUACAAUACAUGUAUGUAUGAUUUGAGUCGGUAUUUGAAUCAUUAAUCGGAAGUAAAUUCUUUCUUUCUUG